Molecule: messenger RNA, 1227 nt
Organism: Aureococcus anophagefferens
Lineage: Eukaryota; Pelagophyceae; Pelagomonadales; Pelagomonadaceae
Exons: 2
Coding region: 1-1227 (408 amino acids)
Source: RefSeq, a predicted model, not a curated record
AUGCUCGUCGGCCGGUCGUUCGCGGUCGCGGGUACGUCGCUGCGGCGCGCGUCGGCGGCGCGGGGCCUCGCGUCCCUCGAGUACGCCGUCGAGGCGCUGCUGGGCACCUACGGCGUCGCCGGCGUGUCCGCGGCGGUGCUGGCCCCGGACGGGUCCGGCGGCGCGGUCGUGCGGCCCGUCGUCGGCGGCCUCGCGAGCCGCGCGCGGCGGGAGCCCGUCGCGCCGGGCACGCUCUUCCAGAUCGCGUCGCUGUCGAAGCCCGUCGCCACGGCGUUCGCGAUCGACUUCUUCGAGGCGCGCGGCGCCUGCUUCGAGACGGCCACGGUCAACGGCCUCCUCGCGGCCUGCGGCUCGCCCUUCCGGCUCCGGAGCGCGGCCGGCGCGCCGCGGGCGUGGGCGGAGGCGGUGACGCUCGCGCAGCUCGUCGACCACUCCGCGCUCGGCAUGCACUACGUGCCCGGCGUCCCGCGGUCGGCGCCGUUCCCCGACGCCCUGGCCCUCGUGUCCGGGUCCGACGCGGCGCCGGCGCCCCACGGCUACGCGAGCCUCGACGUCGACCGCGCGCCGGGGACGCGGUUCGCGUACAGCGGCGGCGGCUUCCUCCCGCCCGCGGCCGCCGCCGUCGCCGACGGCCACGACGACGCGGGGAACGCCGUGCCCGGCGGCCGGCUCAACUUCCCGCCGUGCGCCGCGGGCGCGCUCGGCUCCGCGGGCGGCCUCGGCGCCUGGCUCGGCGACCUCGCGGCCGCGUUCCGCCGGCCCGGCGGCGCGGGCGCCGUGAGCGCCGCGGCCGCGCGGUCCAUGCUCGCGGACCGGCCCGACCUCGGGUCGCGCGCGUUCAUGCGCGCGCGCGUCGGCCGCGGCGUCUUUUUAUUCGACGCGGCCUCGCGCGACGCGGCGCGGCCGAACCGGUGGAUGCUCCACCAGGCGGCGAACGACGGCUUCCGCGGCUUCUUCCUCGUCUGCUUCGACGGGCCCUCGGCCGACGGCGGGCCCGCGGGGCUCGUCGUCCUCUGCAACGGCGACAACGGCGGCGUGCUCUUCAACUGCGCCGUCGCGCGCGCGCUCCUCGCGUCCGAGGACGCGUUCCCGGGCGGCGUCCCGGGCCUCGACUGGAGCCGCGUGCCGGACCUCGCCGACGGCUUCGACUACGCGGGCCUCCGCCAGGAGGAGAUCGUCAACCUCGGCCUCCGGGACCUCGUCCUCAACGCGUUCGUCGACCCGUGA